AUGUCUGCCUUGGAAGUCAAGGACGACUAUAACAUUCAGGAAGCGUGGGAAAGGGCUUGUGGGGCAUUUGCGCAGACGACCAAAGUCGACCUCACUACGUCUCCAAAAUUCACCGUCGACGAGGUCCUCGACCAAAUUCGGAUAAAGCAAGAUGAGGACGACGAGAAAAACACAAAAUUCAAGACUGCCAAGAAUAUAAUAAGCAAGACGCUGACAUUGAUCACGGUGCUUGGUGGUAUAGCUGCCCAGGGUGCUAGCAUGGUCUUCGCACCUACUAGCCUCUGCUUCAAUGCACGCAUUUUCAAGCGCUGCAGGAUCUAUAUGCGUUUACCGGCAGACGCCGUUGACAUUUCCCUCCGCAGAAUUAUUAACGAGGAAUUGGUAUAUUUUGUUGAUAUUUGUACAUUGUCUAUCAAGGUGCUCAAGGGCAAUAAGAUUCUCACUGCCCUCAAAGCUUUUGCCUUUGAUAGCAAUGAAGGUAUCAGCAGUCAAUUAGACCGCCUGUCUUUGCUGGUUGAAUGUGAAUCUCAGAUACAAGUAACUCUGGGAUUCGAGUCACAGAAGACCAGCGAAAUAGUCAUCGUUAAAACACAAGAUAAAACUCAGAAGGUCAAUGCCUCAAGAGACGCAGAUAAUAUAGCACAGCAAAUCUUAAGCAACAUUGAUACAAGUCUUGGCACACCCAGCGAGACGUACAAGGCUAUCCAGACAAUUUACAAACGUCGCUUGAAUAACCAAGUCUCAGGUAGUGGAGGAUGGCUUCAACAUGACCCUUUAUUCACGGCAUGGGCAGAUGUCCGACGGUUGCGGUUUUCCAUUUUGGGGGUCACAGGAGGUGAGGACUGUGGCAAGUCGUUCCUUUUUGCAGCUAUCAUCAAGCAUUUGCAGGAACUGUACGCUGAGGCUACAAAGGACAUGAACUGCACCUCCAUUUGCUACUAUAUUUUCAAUCAACAAAAAGUGAAAGACUCAUCUCUAAUCAAGGUCCUGGAAGUCCUGGCAUGGCAAAUUGCCAAAGCAGAUGUGGUGUAUCGCAAGAAGUUGGGCUCACAGCUCUUUGGCAAAUCCUAUAAAACCAACUCCACAUUCUUUCUCUUGGUAGAUGGGAUCGACCAGAUGAACAAGCAACAUCUAAAGAACACUGCUUCCACAUGGCCUCGGUUCACUCUUCAUAUCCUCCUAAUUAAGCGGACGGAGACUAUAAACAAGAUCCAGACUCAAAUCAAAAGCGAAAUUUCUGUCAUCCAUCUGGCCUGCGCGAAUCGUGACAAUAUGAUUAACUUCAUCAACGACCGAAUAAACAAGAUGGAGAUUCUCAAUGGACCGUCGGAACAAGUGACCAAUGAUGAAAUCAGCCGCAAGAAACGCCCCAGCGAGAUCCGCGACAUCUUAGCCCGAAAGAAUAUCUCCGAUCUCAAUCAUCUGCUCACGUGGAUCGAGCUGGAAGCUGCACUCUUCCUCAAAAAUCACCAGUAUUCUUCAUUACUUUGCAUUGAAGGCGCACGCGUUCAUUUUGUCUCCGAUUCAAUGAAGGACUUCUUCCGCAAAAAGUCUGCCACAGAAGGCACCAGAGACGACCGUGAUAUUGAAACCGUCGGCGAUGUCAGUGAGGCUGAAGUAAGGAUUAUGCGACGAUUCCUUGAAUCCAUCUGCGACCCGAAACUGUUCAACAGAUUCGGAUUCGAUGAAUUCUUUAAGCACAAAAUGAGAGAAAAAACAGUACAAAUUGCAGUGGACACCGAGACGGCACAUCUGAUGAUCAUAUCAGCAUGUCUGGAGGUUAUCUAUUCAAAACCAUCACCAAAUUUGAAUCCUUUGCUUCAGUAUACAGAGAACAAUUUGGGCAAGCAUCUCAAGCAAGCGGACCCUUCAUUAACUCACCCGCAUCAAAAGAUAGCAAUAGGCCCUCAGUUGGUAAAAGUCUUUACCGAUGACGAGGAGGAGAAAAAGUGGGUCAAGAGUCUGAGUUCCAAAUCGGAGCUUGAUGCCGAUCUCCUUGAACAUAUCGGCAGAGUCUGUGCUCGCAAGUGGCUCCAGUACGGUCCAAGGAACCUUGAAUAUGUGUUCAAUGACGUGCGUGGGUACAUCACCAAGGUAUAUCAUAACCAUACGCUACCCGGCAAAGAUCCACGGCUGACUCUUCUUCAGAUUGAGAACCGUAAAGAUCCUAAGAUCGAAAGAUUGGUCAAUGACCCAGACACUGAGCAUGUCCACACCUCCCAUAUAUUAGCUGCAGCAAAAUGGGCUCAGGCGCAGAUUGGACUCGAUACUCUAGGCUAUGAGGAGAACCGUAAUUUGGCACGUACUUUGCAAGUCUUUGGCAAGUACGAUGAGGCUAUCGAGCAUUUCAAACUUACAUCUACACUCGCGCAGGAUAACUGGUCCUCACAGUGGGGACUAGCAGACUGUUAUGCUGGCCGGAAGGAGUUUACCACCGCUAUCGAAAUUUUGGAGGUUACAAAAAGAGGAAUUGAGUAUGGAGAAUCAGGAAAUGCUGCAGAGCUCAAAGCUGAGCUAGCGGAUAUGAAUCGAGACCUAGCUGAAUGGAACAAGGAGGCUGGUCGAAGUGAAGUAACUCUUGAUAUUUACGACAAGCUACUACAAGAGUUCCCCGAUGACUAUGAUACGGCUCUUGCACUCAUGGCGCUGUUGCAUAAGCAGGGGAACUACCAGCGUUUGCUUGAGUUCCUCCAGUCAAUGAAAGAUUCUAUAGAUGAGAUCAGUGGUUUCAAUCGGCAGAUUCAAAAUUUUCAUAGGCAUUUUGAUCGGCCAGAAUACCAUGAAGCUCUCUUUGCAUCAGUUCGCAGCGACCGAGAGUUCAACAUCAUACUCCAAAGCUACGAGGCAGCCAUUAAUGCUGCCAAAACACGAGUCGCGCAGGGAAGAAAGACCAACAACCCCGAAGAGGAAUGGAGGGCACAAAUCUGCCAGAUUGAAUUGAUGUAUCACCUUGCACUUCUGCAUUACGACAAUAGUGCCGGAAACCUCGACCGGGUGGAAUUAGCUAUCAAUCAGUGGCUGGCAAUUCUGCAUAUGAAUGCAAAUGAUGACUUUAUUGUUGCAGACAGAAAAGCGCGUGCCGGCUCAGAACUUGCUAUCGUCUGCUUUGAGCAAGCUCUACAGUACCCAAGCACUGCUGCAACUUACCUGGAGCAACUAGAGAAUGUCGCAGCGCUCAAACUCGGGGAAGAUACUAUUCAUGGUACACAUCCGGCGCGACUUCUUGCUCGGUACCACGCCCUGCAAGGCGACGAACAGAAUGUCAAAAAUGUCCUACGCGGCUACAUCAAGCAGAACCUUGACCUUCUUUCAGAUGAUGAUCCACUCAAUGACUGGCAAGGAUACAAUGGUUUAGCUAUGCAUUUCAUGUUCGCCGGCCAUGAUGCCGACGCUCUCGCCGCUUGGUCAUUGAUAACGCCCGAUGAUGCCACGGGAAACACUGAAAAUCUCACUAUGUCUGACACAACUGAGCGUAAACUCGCGGGACCCUUGAGAGACAUUUGCGAUGGGGCCUGUGGCAUCUACUGGACGUACGCAGACAAUUUCUACCUUUGCAAGGAGUGUGAUUACAUCAAGUUUGACCAACGGUGCUUGGACAAUCUGCGGAAUGGGACGAUGAAGCUAAAAAUUUGUAAGAAAAAUCACGAGAUGCUCCACAUUCCGGCCUACGAUCCAGUCGAGCGACGGAGAAUUGGCGACGGCAAUGUGAAGGUCGGCGAAGAGAUCCUUAAGAUGAAUAUCAUUCCAUACCAGGAUGAGACCUUCAAGGCGGAAAUCAUUAUUAUAAUCCAGCAGGCCAGGCUAAUCAUGAUUAAUAUAUUUGAGAGUAAUUUAAAUAUAGUCAGUCUAUCGUCUAUCUAA
Aspergillus costaricaensis CBS 115574 is the source of this 3861-nucleotide messenger RNA. RefSeq lists its product as uncharacterized. Bases 1 to 3861 code for a protein of 1286 amino acids. Gene Ontology annotation, molecular function: protein binding. The transcript is spliced from 16 exons. Lineage: Eukaryota; Fungi; Ascomycota; Eurotiomycetes; Eurotiales; Aspergillaceae. The record is from RefSeq and is a predicted model, not a curated record.